AUGGCCGACGCCUCCGAAUCACUAAGGACGCUCCGAAUAGCCCAUGCUGAAUUACAGAGGCGCUGCCGCAAGCAAGCCAAGCAGCUGAAAGACAAAGACACCGCAUCCGUCGGCAAGAACGCGACCCUCCAGGCCGAGAAUUUGAGCUUGCGGCAGCGCACGAAGCACCUGAGCCAGAAGCUGAAGGCCGUGCAAGAGCACGCCGAGAAGGCACGCCUCACCUACCAGCGCCGGGCGACGGCGGAGGCGGCCGGGAGUGGCGCCGUGCGGGCGGCCGAGGAGUUCUGUCGGAGGGCGGAAGAGGCCGAAGAGCGAACGCGGGAGGCCCUGCAGGAGAACGCGGAGCUACAAAAUCAUGUCAAGCAGUUGAAAUCAGCCUUAACGUUGCAAGGCAAGCAGAUCACGUUCUCCGGGACGGCGCCGCGGACGCCCAAAGACGCUCUCGAGAGUUAUCUCGCCUCGGAGGACGUCCUGGGCGUGGCGAGUCCUUCAGUACAAGCCCGGUCGCCCAAUCUACAUGAUGACUGGCACACGCGCUACGACGAAGCGUCGAAGCGGUUGGCCGAGGCGGAACGGACCGCUUCGGACCAAGCGGUCAUGAUCGCCGGGCUCCAACAACAGAUCGCGCGCGACGCCGGGCGGCCGCCGCCAUCACCCUUGCAUUUCGGCCGCCGAGAACCGGAACCUUUUGACACGUUCCCGCCCAUCGAGGCCGCGUCGACGCGCGACGACGAGCCCACGGACUUCGCGUCGACGCGCGACGAGCCUGAUUUCGAGACACCCGCCAAACGCGAGUCCCUGCCGCCCAUCGACGACGCCGCCGCGGAGGUCAAGGCCGAGCUGCGGUUGAUCCGGGAGAGCCAGGAGGCAUUGGUGAGGAGCUUUAGGGAAAGACCGGCGGAACCCGGUGUCGUCGAGAAGGACUCGGCGGCCCUCGCCAAUGCGCGAAAGCGGGCCCAGGACGCCGAGGAGACCCUCGCCAAAGUGCGGGACGAGGCGCGUGCUCUCCGAGACGACCUCGACCAGCGGGAUAAGAUCGUGAGGGAGCUGCGGAACGAAAUCCAAGCUCGCGACGGGCGCGUCGCCGAGCUCGAGACGAAGGCGCGCGUCGCGUCGUUGUCCUUCGGGGACGUCGAGGCGAAGUUGGAGGCGGCGGCGGCGGCGCGGGCCGACGCCGAGGAACGCGUCAAGGAGGCGACGGCGGCGCGCGACAAGGCCGAGGGGCGGCGCGCCGAGGCGUUCCGGGCGCGCGAGGACGCCGACGCGGCGCGCGAGGCGGCCGAGGUGAAACUCGAGGAGGCCGUGGCAAGGGCGGACGCCGCCGAGGCGCGGCUCGCCGAACGGAGCGCCGCGGCGCCGGCUCCGGUCGAACGGACGCCCGCGCGGCCGACUACCGCGGACCUGCCGCUCUCCGCGGGCUCGCCGCUCUCGCCGGACGCGCCGCCGGCGCUCGCGGCGGGGCCGUUGUCUCCGCGCGACCCGCCGACAUCGAUCUCGCCGCGGCGCGGGGCCCCGACGCCGGCCGCGCCGGCAGCAUCGACCGUCGCGCCGGCAGCAGCAUCGACCGUCGCGGCGGCGGCGCCAUCCGUCGAGGCGUCGAAGCCGGCCGCCGCCGCGCCGCCCGCGGAGGUGUCGCCGGACAAGGCCUCUGUGCUCGCCGUCGCCGCUCGCGUCGACGCGGCCGCGGCCGCGGCGUUCGCGGCCGGCCAGGCGGCCGCAGCCGUUAACCUGAGGCCUCCCGCGCCGGCGGCGCCGCGCGAGCUGCCGAGGGUGUGGUGGUCGGCGCCCGGGGAGUAA
Pelagomonas calceolata is the source of this 1797-nucleotide messenger RNA. The record is from the annotation of a GenBank genome assembly. NCBI's taxonomy places the organism in Eukaryota, Pelagophyceae, Pelagomonadales, Pelagomonadaceae.